AACACAAGCGUGUAUAUUUGAAUGCAGCCGAACACAAAUAGUGUAUAUUAUUGCAUCAAAAUCAGAGUAAUAUGAAUACGCGAAGAGAAAUAAUCUUAAUGAAUAUUUGGAUUCAGUGAACUUUGGUCAUUGCAUGUCUUUGAUUUUUAUUUUGUAAAUAAUGCAAUGGUCUUGCCACAGCGUGUGUUAAUCGAAUUGAGAGUCAAUGAAAUGUUGAAGAGAGGCGAGUCGAUAAAUCGAGUCAAACAUUAUUUGGGAGUGAAAGAGAGAAAGAGUCUCAAACGAAUGAGACACACAAUAGAAACCACAAUACACUCUUCAACCGUACAAUCGGUUGGUUGAAGCUAUUUUCUGGCUAUUUUUUUGUUCCAAAACGAUUUUUGACUUGAAAUGGCUUGAAACUUCGAAGUGCGUCCGAACAUCGUAUCAAUGGUGAAUCCUGAAUAUUGUUCAUGUUGAUCACAAUGUCAUCAGCUGAUAUUCACGUAACAUUCAAUGUCGGCUGUCAACGCAUACCUGUCACAUUGUCGAGCAAUUUUUUUUUAUUGAAAGUUAUCCAUGUGUGUACGGAUACAGUGUAUUAAUGUUGCAUUCUCGGUUUUACGAUUCGGAUUUGCGAAUUUUUUUUAAGUUAGAUUUUUUUCUUGGCAAACAUUAUACGGAAACAUUUUUAUCAAGUAUAAAUGACUUUUAUGUUGUGCAUAACGAUAUAACGUAACAUUGAUCCGAACAUAAACUUUUCGAAAAUGAAUUUUCAUCGUUAUUUAACGCCUGGAACAAAGUGAAUUUAUUCUAUUGGAAAAUAACGAUUUGAACCUAUAAGUGGAACAGAGACUGUGUGUGUGUGUGUGGAAUAUUUUAAGAAAGAGAAAUUUACGCAAUGACUUGUGGUGUAAAGGAAAUUGGCCUCUGGGUUAAAUUGAACAGACGAUUACUGGUCUUGGCUAAAGAACAUCGCAAUCGAUUUACACCAUUUGUACGGAAUUUUUCAUCGACCGGUAGCGAUACGACAAACACAAAUGAUACGCAACAAUCGACGACAAAAACAAAACGGCAUCCGAUCAAAGACAUUCCCGACGAUGAAAUUAAAAAGUCCGUGUUCAUCUCACAGUCACAUGAUAUUUUUACAAAUUUAGCAUUCGAAGACUGGAUGUAUCAGAAUUUCGAUUUCACCACUCAUCACGUUCUCAUGUUGUGGUCAAACGAUCCGUGCGUUGUUAUUGGACGACAUCAAAAUCCAUUUUCCGAAGCCAAUGUCACCCGAUUACGAACCAAUGGCAUCGAAUUGGCGAGACGAAACAGUGGCGGUGGCACAGUGUACCAUGAUCGUGGAAAUAUAAAUUUAACAUUUUUUACGCCACGCGAACGAUACAAUCGUAAUUACAAUUUGAAUAUAAUCACUCGUGCUUUGUUCCGUGAAUGGGAGAUAAAAGCAGACAUUUCACCACGCGAUGAUAUCACAUUGAACGGCAAUAAAAUAUCAGGCACGGCAGCAAAAUUGGGCCAAAAGAAUGCCUAUCAUCAUUGUACGUUACUGGUGAGUACGGAUAAAUCACGGCUCCGAGAUGCUUUAUGCAAAGAGAAUGUUCAGAUUGAAAGUCGUGCGACUGCAUCGGUGCGUUCGCCGGUUAAGAAUCUAAUCGAUGUCAAUUGUCAUGUAAAUGUAUCACAAUUGGAAACAGCCAUUGGUUACGAAUUUCUUCGAACGGCCGCAUCAACACUAGACGAUGGUGGUCGUGAUAUGAUUAUGAUUCAACGCGGUUUUCAACUAAUCAAUCCAACCGAAAAUUGGUUUCCUGGUUUAAAUAAGACCCGUGAUCAAUAUGCUUCGUGGGAUUGGCGUUUUGGAAAAACACCGAAAUUUUCGGCCCACAAAACCAUUCAAAUGAAAUGUAAUGGCAAAGAGCAAGAUGUACAAUUGAAAAUUACGGUAGAGGCUGGAAUUAUUCAACAGAUUGCACUUGUGUUGCCAAAUUGUGAAACAACCAUUCCCGUGAUAUCAACAUUCUGCGGGAAACCAUACGACGAAGAUAAUUUACUGCACAUCACAAACGCCACCAAAGGGAUUAGCCUUGACAAUUUCACCAAUGCCAUUGACCACAGUAUUUGAGCUGAAUCGAAUUGGAAUCAAUUGAUCAAACACUGUAAUAUUUCAGUUGAAUGAUGAUCGAUAUAUAGUUACCAACUAGUUACCAUUUAUUUAUUUCUACUUCUCUCACACAGAGAUGCCUUUUAAGCGUGCUAAAUUAUUUUAGUAUAGACAAUAUUGUAAAAAAAUUGAUUGAAAAAAAAAAACAUAGAAAAA
This is a messenger RNA of Contarinia nasturtii (swede midge), 2305 nucleotides long. Its product is annotated as lipoyltransferase 1, mitochondrial-like. The transcript has 2 exons. The coding region runs from base 881 to 2110 and encodes 409 amino acids. Gene Ontology annotation, molecular function: lipoyltransferase activity. Gene Ontology annotation, cellular component: mitochondrion; cytoplasm. Gene Ontology annotation, biological process: protein lipoylation. Lineage: Eukaryota; Metazoa; Arthropoda; Insecta; Diptera; Cecidomyiidae. The record is from RefSeq and is a predicted model, not a curated record.